Colletotrichum karsti is the source of this 1692-nucleotide messenger RNA. RefSeq names its product rhamnogalacturonate lyase. The record is from RefSeq and is a predicted model, not a curated record. Gene Ontology annotation, molecular function: catalytic activity; carbohydrate binding. Lineage: Eukaryota; Fungi; Ascomycota; Sordariomycetes; Glomerellales; Glomerellaceae. The transcript has 4 exons. Bases 1 to 1692 code for a protein of 563 amino acids. Gene Ontology annotation, biological process: carbohydrate metabolic process.
AUGCGCUUCUCAGCACUCUCGACAUUGACGCUGGCUGGUGUUUCCGUCAGCGCCAAUAAGGGACCCUUCUUCGAACAGAUUAAUGACUCGACCUGGAUCAUCGGAAAUGAUCACUGGAAUCUGACCCAGGGCUCUUUAUACGCAACCAAGCUUUUCUGGGACGGAGUCCCGGGCGCCGAUCUUGUGGGUUCGGCCGCCGGCCACUACGUCGGCUACGACGGCGAGAACAAUCUCAAAUUCACCAACGCCACCAUCGCGUCCCGCGGCACCAACUACAUCGACGUCAGCUUCUCCGCCCCCGCGGGCGACUUCCACUGGGUUAUCUUCGAUGACUUGAGCGGCGCGUACCAGUACUUCGUCAAUCGCGCUCUGCCCGACAUCAGUAUCCUCCGGACGCUGUGGAGACUGGCGCCCGAGUACUUUCCGAAAGGGCGGACGCACGUCAAGGAUGAACCUCUGCCCGACUUCUCGCUGUAUGCGAAUGCGACCAAUGUCCAAGAUGAGACCUGGCAAUUGGCUGAUGGAUCGUUCAUCACCAAGUACGACUGGUCGAAUGCCGUGAGAGACCGUGACUUUUACGGCAUCUAUGGCUCCAAGGCCGGCUCGUGGUACAUCCACCCUACCACGGAGUACUACAACAGCGACCACCUGAGUCAGACUUUGACGAUCCACAGAGAGUCCAAGACUGGAGACUCUGCCCAGCUUAAUGUCGUCCAGGAUACAUCUCACUUUCGGGUUGGCCAGAAGGUUGCUCAGCCGGCGGGCAAAGUCUGGGGGCCUUGGCUAUGGUAUUUGAACAACGGCGACGUCGCCGAUGCUGCGCAGAAGCACAAGGAAGAGGUGAAGCAUGUUCCUUACGACUGGUUCAAGGAUGCUGCCUACCACUCCCGUGGCGGAAUUGAGGGAACCAUCACUCUGUCCGACGGCCGACCAGCUUCCAACGCUGCUGUUUUCCUGGGCGACGCUGACACCACAAUCCGCCCUUCCAUCCAGGGCACGAACUACUACUACACCACUUACACCAACGACAAGGGUCGCUUCUCCUUCAACAACGUUCGCACCGGCUCCUACGCGGUCUACGCCUGGUCCAACGGCAGCAAGCUCGCCGAUGUGUACACCAACUUCACCGCGCCCGUCACCGUCACCAAGGACAAGACCGCGAACCUGGGCCAGCUCUCGUGGAAGGUUCCUCAGAGCAAGCGCAUCUUCCAGGUCGGCGAGUUCGACAAGAAAGCUACUGGGUUCAAGAACGGCGGGUUGCCGUACCAGCACGGCGUGGCGGCCGACAGCCCGGCGAACUUGACUUUCGUCGUCGGCAAGUCCCAAGACUCGGACUGGUAUUUUGCGUCGUCUGCGGUCGGGCAGUGGACUAUUGAGUUCGAUGUUCCCGCCUCGGACCUCGCUGCCAACAAGACUGCCCUUCUUAGCGUGUCGCUGGCGGGAUACUCCCAGAGCGCGGCUUUGGAUGUUGAUGUCAACGGACAAGUAUACGGUUCCUUGACUAAGGACGUUCUGACGAGCGAUCCUGCUCUGUACCGCUCGGGAAAGAUUAGCGGAGAAUGGCGGUUCUUCCAGUACAAGAUCGAUACCGAUGUGGUGAAGGCUGGCAAGAACACCGUUGGUUUCACGGUGACUCGAUACACUCAAUGGAGGGGUUUCCUCUGGGAUAGUAUCAUCUUGGAGUGGAUCUAA